AUGGCCGACGAAACCCAAGAUUGUGCGAAACGAGAACAGUUGGUCAUUGCAAUUCGUUACGUUGACACAAAAAAUGUGCCAAAAAUUAUCAAAGAAGAACCGGUCGCAAUUUUAGACCUGAUUGCAGACAUAAAAAGCAGUGACCAAUCAGAUGAAACAGAGCACAAUGAAAUUAAGCUAUGUGGCAAGGCAAUAGGGGAGACUCUACUCCGCCAUAUAAGUGAGCUUGGGUUGGAUUUGCAGUACCUCGUUGGUCAAGGAUAUGAUGGUGCUGCAUCGAUGUCCAGUGAGCGAGUUGGUGUUUGCUCCUUUAUCAAAUCUGCUGCGCCACUCGCUGACUACUUCCACUGCUGCAUGCACGCGCUAAAUCUAAGUUGUUCUCGAGCCGCAAAGAUACCAGCAAUCAGACAUUGCAUGGAUGACAUCAAAGAUAUCAACAAAUUCUUCAAGCAUGCGAAAAGAAACAGCUAUUUGCAAGCAGUCAUAGCACGAGAAUCAAUUGAAGAGCUUCAGCGACGGCAGUUGGUGACCCUCUGUGAAACAAGAUUUGUCGAAAGACAUGAAUCAGUUUUGGUUGCACGACAGCUUUUGCCUUACAUCGUUGUGUGCUUGGAGGAAAUGCUCGCUUGGGACUCAUUAGAUACAAGAAAAGAUGCCAGGAGAUUGUUAAAAAGUUUGCAAGACCCUCAGUUCCUUGUAGCGCUAGUAUUGGCCGAGAAAGUGUCUGCUGUACUUCGCCCAGUGUCCUGUUCUUUGCAACAAAUUGGUAGCGAUCUUGUGAAAGCAAUGUCGACGAUUUCUGCGACACAGUCAAAGCUUUACACGUGGCGUAAAGGUGAAGAAAAUGAGUUUGCUUCGAUGUUUGAAGAGGCAAUGCUUCUUGGCGAAAAUAUUGGAGUGACCAGAGAAGAGAUGCACGCAAUUCCUCGAGCAGUCAGUCAAUCCAGGUUCAGAUCAAAUGCAGGUGAAGCCAAUCAAAAAGCCAUUGAUUAUUAUCGUAUCAAUGUGUUUUUACCUCUUCUUGAUGAAGUGGCUGGAGAUAUGAAAGCAAGAUUUGGUCCCCAUCAGCAGAAGAUUGCGACGCUUACAAGAAUUCUGCCUUGUUUCGUCAAAGAAUCAACUUGGCAAGAUAUUUUGCCUGCAGCACUAAAAUACGGAGUCUUUUUAGACCCCUUGUCCAUUGUUGAAGGAGAGUAUGAAAUUUGGAAGCAGCAAUGGCUGUCACGUGGAACAAGUACAGUAGCAAAUACCGCUAUCGGCGCUUUAGGCGACUGCCAAGGUGAUGUAUUUCCUAAUUUGCAUACAUUACUCAACAUUCUCACUGUGCUACCGGUGACAACAGCAGAACCCGAACGACUAUUUUCUAAACUGAAUAGUACCCUGACAGCAAUUCGGUCAACAAUGUCUGAGGAGAGAUUAGAAUCCCUACUUCUUCUGCAAGUUCACCGUGACAGAACACCAACGAGCGAUAAACUCAUUGACUCAUUCGCAGCAUUAAAAUCAAGACGAAUCCCAUUAAAGCUGUAA
Rhopilema esculentum is the source of this 1527-nucleotide messenger RNA. Lineage: Eukaryota; Metazoa; Cnidaria; Scyphozoa; Rhizostomeae; Rhizostomatidae. The record is from RefSeq and is a predicted model, not a curated record.